CUUAAACAGAAGCGUUCCGAGGUGCUCUUCAGCGCUGUGUCUAUUUUACAUGGACUUUCGGAGUGCUUCUCCGUGGAAUGUACACACGUACCUUAACACGCCUUCUCAGCUGUGCCCUGGGGAGGGGAGACGCUUGUCUGAGCAUCUCACGAUUCCCAGCAGGAAGAACAGCCUCGCCCCCCCGUCCGCAGUGUCCAGUAAGAUAAAGGUGCCACUGGCCCAGCCCAUCGCGAAGAAGGAGAAGCGGCAGAGCUCCUCCCGCUUCAGCAUCAGCAGCAACAGAGAGCUCCAGAAGCUGCCGUCCUUGAAAGAUGUUCCUCCUGCUGAUCAAGAGAAGCUUUUCAUCCAGAAGCUGCGUCAGUGCUGCGUCCUCUUCGACUUCGUCUCCGACCCACUGAGCGACCUGAAGUGGAAGGAAGUGAAGCGCGCGGCCCUGAGCGAGAUGGUGGAGUACAUCACCCACAACCGCAAUGUGGUCACGGAGCCCGUCUACCCCGAGGUGGUGCACAUGUUUGCAGUUAACAUGUUUCGAACAUUACCACCUUCCUCCAACCCUACGGGAGCAGAAUUUGACCCAGAGGAAGACGAGCCGACGUUAGAAGCAGCCUGGCCUCACCUGCAGCUUGUUUAUGAAUUUUUCUUAAGAUUUUUAGAGUCUCCAGAUUUCCAACCUAAUAUAGCGAAGAAAUAUAUUGAUCAGAAGUUUGUAUUGCAGCUUCUAGAGCUCUUUGACAGUGAAGAUCCUCGAGAGAGAGAUUUUCUUAAAACCACCCUUCACAGAAUCUAUGGAAAAUUCUUAGGCUUAAGAGCUUACAUCAGAAAACAGAUAAAUAAUAUAUUUUAUAGGUUUAUUUAUGAAACAGAGCAUCACAACGGCAUAGCGGAGCUGCUGGAGAUACUGGGAAGCAUAAUCAAUGGAUUUGCCUUACCACUCAAAGAAGAACACAAGAUUUUCUUACUGAAGGUGUUGCUGCCUUUGCACAAAGUGAAGUCUCUGAGCGUCUACCACCCACAGCUGGCGUACUGCGUGGUGCAGUUUCUCGAGAAGGACAGCACCCUCACGGAGCCGGUGGUGAUGGCCCUGCUCAAGUACUGGCCGAAGACCCACAGCCCUAAAGAAGUGAUGUUCCUGAACGAGCUGGAGGAGAUCCUGGACGUCAUCGAGCCGUCGGAGUUCGUGAAGAUCAUGGAGCCGCUCUUCCGCCAGCUGGCCAAAUGCGUCUCCAGCCCGCACUUCCAGGUAUGGUGCGAGGCGGGCGCCGAGCCCGCUUCCCUGUGCCUCGAAAUAGACGCUGCGGCUUUCAUGCCGAAACACCUUCGCGUCUGACCCCCGUCACUUCGCAGCUAGUGAGCAGAACGCACCUUCCGCAACGAAGCUUCCUGCCAUUGUCCGCCAUGCCCGGCGGCGAGUGGCGGUGGCCGGAGGCUGCGGGUGAGGCGGCCACUCCCCAUGCCAGCCCUUGUCUCCGGCGGGGGUGUCCACGUCACUCUGCUCCUCUGGCGAAAUCUCACAAUCUGACCGUUGUCUCCGCCCUCCGCACAGCUCACUUUCUGCCCUUCAGGACCCUCCAAGCU
Molecule: messenger RNA, 1575 nt
Organism: Condylura cristata (star-nosed mole)
Lineage: Eukaryota; Metazoa; Chordata; Mammalia; Eulipotyphla; Talpidae
Product: serine/threonine-protein phosphatase 2A 56 kDa regulatory subunit gamma isoform
Exons: 10
Coding region: 50-1327 (425 amino acids)
Biological process (GO): protein dephosphorylation; signal transduction
Cellular component (GO): nucleus; protein phosphatase type 2A complex; cytosol
Molecular function (GO): protein phosphatase activator activity
Source: RefSeq, a predicted model, not a curated record